AUGGAGGAAGAAAAAGACUGCCAGAUGCCGUUCCUCGACGUGCUGGUGUGCAGAAAAGACGGUGGGGAACUCAAAACAACAGUUUACAGGAAGGCGACAAAUACCUCUCGCAUCCUGAGUUACCUCAGCAACCAUCCCGUCUCGCACGAACGCAGCUGCGUGCGAGCGCUAUAUCGCCGUGUAGAGACCCACUGCAGCGAACCAGCCGACAAGAAGGCCGACGUCCAGUAUUUAUGGAAACUUUUCACCAUGAACGGCUAUCCUGGCGCAUUCGUCGAAAAGUGCAGGUGA
Dibothriocephalus latus is the source of this 291-nucleotide messenger RNA. NCBI's taxonomy places the organism in Eukaryota, Metazoa, Platyhelminthes, Cestoda, Diphyllobothriidea, Diphyllobothriidae. The record is from the annotation of a GenBank genome assembly.